Danaus plexippus (monarch butterfly) is the source of this 4376-nucleotide messenger RNA. Its product is annotated as putative fatty acyl-CoA reductase CG5065. Gene Ontology annotation, molecular function: alcohol-forming very long-chain fatty acyl-CoA reductase (NADP+) activity. Gene Ontology annotation, cellular component: peroxisome. The record is from RefSeq and is a predicted model, not a curated record. Lineage: Eukaryota; Metazoa; Arthropoda; Insecta; Lepidoptera; Nymphalidae. Gene Ontology annotation, biological process: long-chain fatty-acyl-CoA metabolic process. Bases 340 to 1914 code for a protein of 524 amino acids. The transcript has 12 exons.
AUGCGCGAUCCCGCUCUGUGAGACUGGCAAGAUGGCCGAGUAACGCGUUAGCAAAUUGAUUUUAUAUUUAAUACCUACAGCACGCAACGAUAUUAGACAGAAAAAUAGAUUUAGUAACAUAUCAUACAUUCCAUUUAAUGUGCUGUUAUUAUAAUAUAAUAUUUUAAAAUAAUUUUAUAACCUUCAAUGUGUUGUGUGUUAGUGUUUGAAUAUAGAUGAACCAGCCAUGUUGGGAUAUAAUGAGAGAAUUUGAAUUAAAUAAUAUACGCACAUGAGUUUUAAGAGCCUAAUAAAAUAUAUAUAUGAAUAUAGAAUAAAUUGCUUUCGCGAAAAUAUAAAAUGGCGUCGUGCCUUGGUGGCCAUUUUGGUUUGAACCAGGACUAUAUACCGGUUGCCGAUUUUUAUGCUGAUAAAUCGAUUUUUGUCACCGGUGGAACGGGAUUCAUGGGGAAGGUCCUGGUCGAGAAGCUACUGCGGAGUUGUCCAAAAAUCAAGAAAAUCUAUCUUCUAAUGAGGCCGAAGCGAGGUCAGGACGUGGCCUCCCGUCUGACAGAACUAACACAGUCGCCGUUGUUUGAAUCGUUAAGAAAAGAAAGACCUCAGGAAUUAAAUAAGAUAGUACCAAUAGUAGGGGACAUAACGGAACCUGAGCUGGGUAUCAGCCCGGCUGACCAGGAGAUGCUAUGCCAAAAGGUGUCCGUGGUGUUCCAUUCAGCUGCAACAGUUAAAUUCGACGAGAAAUUGAAGCUGUCUGUAACAAUCAACAUGCUGGGGACGCAACAACUAGUACAGUUGUGUCAUCGUAUGCUGGGAUUGGAGGCCUUAGUCCACGUGUCCACCGCGUAUUGUAACUGUGAACGUGAGCGUGUGGAGGAGACGGUUUACUCGCCGCCGGCUCAGCCUGAACACGUGGUGACCCUCGUCCAGACGCUGAACGACGAGCUGGUCGACAGGAUCACGCCUGACCUAGUCGGUGACCGACCCAACACAUACACCUUCACUAAGGCCCUGGCCGAGGACAUGUUGAUAAAGGAGUGUGGGAACCUGCCCGUGGCGAUCGUUAGACCAUCUAUAGUGCUGUCGUCAGUUCGCGAACCUGUUAAGGGUUGGGUAGACAAUUGGAAUGGACCCAAUGGCAUAAUAGCGGCGGUUGGCAAGGGAGUGUUCCGUACAAUGCUGGGGAACGGCACGAGGGUAGCUGAUCUGGUGCCAGUGGAUACUGUCAUUAAUCUUAUGAUAGUAUGCGCUUGGAGGACUCAUCUCAGAAGAGGCGACGGCGUUGUCGUCUACAACUGCUGCACCGGCCAGCAGAACCCCAUAACGUGGCAACGCUUUGUUAAGACGAGUUUCAAGUACAUGAGAAAACAUCCGUUCAGUGAAGUGGUGUGGUAUCCAGGUGGUGAUAUCACCAGCAGUCGUUUCCAGCACGGGAUCCUCUCCCUCCUCCAGCACAGGCUGCCGGCUGUCCUCAUAGACCUGGUAGCCAGAAUCACCGGCAGUAAGCCUGUGAUGGUUAGAGUUCAGAACAAACUGGAGAAGGCAUCGGCCUGCCUGGAGUACUUCACAACAAGACAGUGGGCGUUCGCUGACAACAACGUGCAGGCGCUGUGCCGGAGCCUGUCGCCCGAGGACAGGGACACCUUCGACUUUGACGUCACCAACAUUAACUGGGAUGGAUAUAUUGAGUCCUAUGUCCUCGGAAUAAGGAGGUUUCUAUUCAAGGAGAGCCCGCACACCCUGCCCAAGUCCAGGACGAUAAUGCGGAGGUUACACAUAGUCCACGUCCUGGGCCAGGUGCUGGCCGUGUUAUUCCUCUGGCGGUUCGUGUUCCUCCGCUCAGCCAGUCUAAGAAAUGUUUGGCGCUCCAUCGUGGAGCUGCUGACCCGCGCCGCCAGGAUGCUCGCCGUCGCUUGAUGCGGCGCCGCCACCCGCCACCUUCACUCCUGACAUCGACACUCCCGACGUUUGACAACCACUGUGACGUUGACGUUGCCAGGCCCCCGCAGACCCGGCCGCCGCGCCGUGUCCGGGUCGCUAUCUGUAUAAGGCUUAAGUAAUCGCUUGUGAGUCGUCCCGCCCGCGGCGUGGGGACGGUCGUUUGGUCGUUUUGGUUGUCUUCGGGUCGCCACACUUCGCUAGGCGUUAGUAUGAAUUAGUUCGUUCAGUUCCAGCUCGAUGUGAUCGUUGAGAUUGAAAAAUAAUAAUAACGUAAACCGUCACCGACGACGGCCACAGAUUAUGUAAGUCGCGGAUAUUGUUACCGUUGGUGAUGCAGUCCGUUCGUCUGGUGUGAUCUCGGGUUGUCUGUGGUUCACGACACAAAUGUUUCUGCUGCCAAUUAUAUAGUUAUAAGUUGCAUUUCCGGCGGCUCGGCUCGCUUGUAUCAUAUAGUUGUCAAAUAAAUCGAUAGUACAUUUUAGUACUGGCAGCCUUGUCUGUGGGGCCGGGCUGCCGACGGUUAAACACGAAACGGCCUCGCUUCACAUACAUUAAUACGACGCGAAAUAAUGAUUUUAAUCAAUAAUAUUAAAAUUAGUGAAGUGAUAUUCGAUGCGGCGUCGAGAUCGUACCGGCCCGGCCCGGCCCGGCUCGGCCUGGCUCGGCCCGGCCCGGCCUGGCUCGGCCCGGCUCGGCUCGUAGUUGUGUGUGUUUUAUAAUGAUUAGAAAAGAGAUCGCUCAAAAUUUUUUAGCUGUUAAACUAAAAUGUCCAGAUAUGUGAAAAUUUAUUUAAAAAAAAAUAUAAUAAUAUAUUAUAUAUAAAAAAGCGUUACAACGAUGAGGUGGUGUGAAAAAAAUCAUUGGACUGUUUGUUUAUUAUUUUUUCGUCUUCGAUUACCUAAAAAAAAAAAAAUUUUUUUUUUUACUAUGAAAUAAAAUUUAAACGUAGCAAGACGAAGGUCGCGCAUAAACAGCUAACACCUAGUACAUAAUACAUUUAAUAUAGUAUAGCAUUAACGAGACGGACACCAAAUAAUAUAUAUAUAUAUACAUAUUUUUUCCAUCAUGACGCUUCCUUUAGUAAUAAUUGUUACAAUAAGAUAUUUAUUUUAAAUACGUAACAUCAGAUGCGAGCGUUUGCACCGACGCUGGGUAUCUACCGGUUUUUUUUUUAAAUAUGUUCACGAUCGUUCUUCUCGCGACGCUCCCGGUGUGAACGCAGCCUUAGCUGUGAUGCGACCGGACGCGUGGUUUAAGAGAUUCCGACAUUGUCUUCCUUAUGUUCGUUUAAUUUUAGUUUUAUUUAUUCGUAUGAUUAUGAUAAAAAAAUAAUAUUAAUAAUAAUAAAGGUAACUACAGUAGUGAAUUAUUUGACAUUGAAAAAUCUUUAUUCCGGAUACCUUGUAAGUUAUCGCUUAAGUGUCGCCUAACUUUUUUUUUGUUAGCUAUUUUCUUAAUGUUUAAGCCUAACGCUUAUCAGUUUAUAGCUUCCGGAAUCGAUGGGAUAUUCCGUUUACACAAAAUGUUUGCUGCCAAUAAUUUAUAUAUGAAAAAAAAAUUAUAUAUAUAUUGUCUAUGGUUUUAAGGACUCAAAAUUGUGAAUCGAUUCCUGUGUACUUCCUGUUCCCAGUCCGCUUCAUUGUCCAUGUUAUUAGUUGUGUAUUUAAAGCUAAUUUACUCUCUGUUCGUUAUACAUUAUGAGUCGCUUGUAAGUAUAUUUACAUACACGUGGAGUUUACUGAAUUUGCCGCCAUUUUUUUCUGUGUCUUCUCCCCGCCGCCGCCAGCCCGUUGUUUUCGCCACUGACGCCGGCGGGCUCUGUAUAUAGUUUAGUUGUUAUAACGUCUGCGUUGCGUUCGCUGUGUAUGUAGCUGUUUGUUUUUCUCCAGUGAAGUGUGAGCGGUUCCCGCCGGGCGGCGAGUGGCGCCAUCUAGUUUGUAGUUUUGAUUCAAUCACGAUGUGCUGUUGUUAUGACGCGGAUGGCGCCGUCCGCCGCGGGAACCGGAUGUGAUGCGCUUUAAAUAAUUGAAUUAAUUUCGCUUAGACGCCAGCGGUUUAUGGUAAUGGUUAAUGAGAUAAAUCCGUAAAAUCUUGGAGUGUUAACAUUUGUCUGCGGAAUGUGCUCAACGGUUGGUAGUCUCGGUCUAGUUAGUCUGAGGAGACGCAGUCGCCCGAACAGACGGCCGGCGAGUCAUUUGUUGUAUGUGUCGAAGCAAUUCCAGUGUUAUGAAUAUUUUUAGCAAUAAUUUUGUUAUCUGUGACCGACCAGCUGUGUAACUUUUUAUAAUAGUGAUGUACCGAUGUAUCUAGACGUUUGGUCUAGACUAGCUAGACUGAGACUGGGAUAGACCGAUAAGUCUCGCUGAUAGUAUGGUAUUAUACAUGGGGGAGUUAAUUUAUUAUUCCAAUAUAUAUUAAAAAUAAAAGAAUGUAAAGUU